Messenger RNA from Kogia breviceps (pygmy sperm whale), 1068 nucleotides. RefSeq names its product glucose-6-phosphatase catalytic subunit 2 (gene G6PC2). The record is from RefSeq and is a predicted model, not a curated record. Gene Ontology annotation, biological process: glucose 6-phosphate metabolic process; gluconeogenesis. Gene Ontology annotation, molecular function: glucose-6-phosphatase activity. Lineage: Eukaryota; Metazoa; Chordata; Mammalia; Artiodactyla; Physeteridae. Gene Ontology annotation, cellular component: membrane. Bases 1 to 1068 code for a protein of 355 amino acids. The transcript is spliced from 5 exons.
AUGGAUUUCCUUCAUAGGAACGGAGUGCUCAUUAUUCAGCAUUUGCAGAAGGACUACCGAGCUUACUACAGUUUUCUAAAUUUUAUGUCCAAUGUUGGAGAUCCCCGGAAUAUCUUUUCUUUUUAUUUUCCACUUUGGUUUCAACUUAAUCAGGCAGUUGGAACCAAGAUGAUAUGGGUAGCAGUCGUUGGGGAUUGGUUCAAUCUUAUUUUUAAAUGGAUAUUAUUUGGUCAUCGGCCUUACUGGUGGGUCCAAGAAACUCAGAUUUACCCAAAUCACUCAAGUCCAUGCCUUGAACAGUUCCCCACUACGUGUGAAACAGGUCCAGGAAGUCCAUCUGGCCAUGCAAUGGGUUCAUCAUGUGUCUGGUAUGUCAUGGUGACAGCUGCCCUGAGCCACACCAUCCGUCAGAUGGAUAAGUCAUUCACCACUCUGCACAGACUGACCUGGUCAUUUCUUUGGAGUCUUUUUUGGUUGAUUCAAAUCAGUGUCUGCAUCUCCAGAGUAUUCAUAGCAACACAUUUUCCUCAUCAAGUUAUUCUUGGAGUAAUUGGUGGCAUGCUUGUGGCAGAGGCCUUUGAACACACUCCAAGGAUCCAAACGGCCAGCCUGAGCACAUACUUGAAGACCAACCUCUUCCUCUUCCUGUUUGCACUUGGCUUUUACCUGCUUCUCAGACUGCUUGACAUUGACCUGCUGUGGUCUGUGCCCAUAGCCAAGAAGUGGUGUGCCAACCCUGACUGGAUCCACAUUGACACCACACCUUUUGCUGGACUUGUGAGAAACCUUGGGGUCCUCUUUGGCUUGGGCUUUGCAAUCAACUCGGAGAUGUUCCUUAGGAGCUGCCGAGGGAAAAACGGCUACAGGCUGAGCUUCCGGCUGCUCUGCACCCUGGCCUCGUUGACCACACUGCAGCUCUACCAUUUCAUCAAGAUCCCGACUCACACGGAGUAUUUAUUUUAUGUGCUGUCUUUCUGUAAAAGUGCGUCCAUCCCACUGACUGUGGUUGCCCUGAUUCCCUACUGUAUUCAUAUGUUAAUGAAACCAAGUGAAAAAAAGAUUAAUUAG